This is a messenger RNA of Fusarium poae, 2046 nucleotides long. RefSeq lists its product as uncharacterized. Lineage: Eukaryota; Fungi; Ascomycota; Sordariomycetes; Hypocreales; Nectriaceae. Gene Ontology annotation, molecular function: zinc ion binding; transcription cis-regulatory region binding; DNA-binding transcription factor activity, RNA polymerase II-specific. Gene Ontology annotation, cellular component: nucleus. The record is from RefSeq and is a predicted model, not a curated record. Gene Ontology annotation, biological process: regulation of DNA-templated transcription. The transcript has 6 exons. The coding region runs from base 1 to 2046 and encodes 681 amino acids.
AUGGCAGACCAGACGAGCAUACAGUUGCAGAAAAGACCCGAAGGCGUUUCUUGCAAUGCGUGUCGACGCGUCAAGAUGAAAUGCGUUAGUUCUAAUUCUGCAUCGCCAACAUGUGAUCGUUGUGAAAGGUCAGGGAAACAAUGUAUGUACGAGACGCAUAGGAGAGGUAUGUGGCGUAGGAAUCAUGCAGGAAAAAGGGAAGAUCCACAGACUUCAACAAACAACAAUCCCGCAGAACCCUUGACUCGCGGGCACGAUGGCUUACUGCGGAGUAGUGGAGGGCUUGACAUCAAGAGUCUAUCUUCGGGUUCAUAUUCAGCGCCUUCCGGUUCUGAUCAGUCAUCUUUUCCGCCAGGCACCUUAGCCACCGCUCUCCAUGACGAAACAACAUUCGGAACGGAAUCCUCCAGUCGCUUCGAUCUGUCGAUGCAAAACUUCGAUAUAGCAACAGACCCAAUCAAGAUCCAUGAUCCUAUCGAGAUGGGACUGAUUAGUAGACCGUCUGCCCAAAUUCUCUUCGAGGGCUUCUUUGAACAUUUCAACUCGCUUGUUGAACUCCUAGAUCCAAAGCUAUACUCAUUUACAUAUACUAGAAGCCGAUCUAGCUUACUGUUCACGAUGCUGUUGUCCAUCGCAUCUAGUAUAUUCCAGCCUCAAUCUAACAAGGCAAUUAAAGCCCACUCCGAGGCUCUACUGGGUAGAGCUCUUCUGACUUGCCAUUCGACAAUAGAAAAUGUCUGGGCUAUCAUCUGCAUGUAUUACUGGAAAGAUGCAAAUGACAAGAGAGGGGAAACAUUGAUUGGCUUUGCCUCACGCAUGGCAUCCUACGCGGAAUGGAACACGACUCACCGGGACACCGCAGGUGGGGGUCAGCCCCUUGACUUAGGUGAGAUCAAAUUGCGACAAGAGCGAGACCGGCAGAGAGUUUUGGCCAUUCUUCAUUAUAACGAAAUGAGGUUGACUUACCUCACAAAACACACCCCACUUACAUCACUCAUUGUUCCCAAAACAGUGUCACGUACCUGGAUCUACCAGACAGAAUCAAGUUAUCGCCUAGGUGACUGUACAUCCGUCAGUAACCUCGAAAUGACCAACAUUGCCCAUGAUGUAUAUGAAAGUAUCACAAAAUCUGGAGAGCACCUCGGCUCCCACCAAAACGUUAUUGCUGACUUGGAGCACUCUCAUAAUGCUAUGGCAUCUUUCAACAUCAAGAUUGAUAAAUGGAGAGACGAAUGGUGUACUAUCUAUUCGAACUUUCCCAGCCUACAACCUCUCCAACAGCCCAUAACCCUUCUCCAACGCGACUACACGUGUUUGUACUUUAACACGUUAUAUCUGCAUAUGCUACUGGGAUCGGAGAAUAGAUCCUUCCACGGCGACCAAAUAACCCAUACGACUUGUAUCUGCUUCUCCAGCGCUUUCAGCAUUUUGCAACGGGCAGUUCAUUUCGGGGAGAUAAACGUCAUCUACUAUCUUUGGGAUAAUGCUCAUAGAAUGAUUGCAUAUGCGGCAAUGCUGGUUCCAAAAUUGCUGGCGCUAGGCAUUAAUGAACCUACCAUGCUAAAACACGAAACGACCUUGAUACUUGAUCAAGCAACUACAGCAUACCUCAUCGCGAGUAGGUCUAUGGGUAUUCGGGAAUCCGAUAUACCAGCCCAUAAGACAGGAGACAAGAACCGUGUAUCUACCCAAGCAAGACUCUUUUCAGCCAUCCUUACAAUAAUCAAUGACACCACAUCAUACGUCGAGGAAAGUUCUGAAGAUAGAGGACUACCUGACAUACAUUUCAACCCGGAUCUUCCAUGGCUUGAAGAAGAUCAAGUUCCAUUUAACUUCUUUGCCGAAGAUAGGAUGAAUCAUCUCCAAUUUCAAAAUAUCGGCUUUGAUGAUCACGAAAUUGAUCAGCCAGACUAUCUGAGUUCGUGUGCAUCACAAAGAUACGAGAGGCUAGACUUGCUGGAGGACAAGGAGUUUCUCGACUCUAUGUACGUCGAUGCAGGGUUACUCCCAUUGCACGAAUCAGGAAUUCUUUUUCGUUGUUCUUAA